Molecule: messenger RNA, 2716 nt
Organism: Oncorhynchus tshawytscha (Chinook salmon)
Lineage: Eukaryota; Metazoa; Chordata; Actinopteri; Salmoniformes; Salmonidae
Product: WD repeat domain phosphoinositide-interacting protein 1-like
Exons: 12
Coding region: 293-1633 (446 amino acids)
Biological process (GO): autophagy of mitochondrion; protein lipidation; protein localization to phagophore assembly site
Cellular component (GO): phagophore assembly site membrane; cytosol; extrinsic component of membrane
Molecular function (GO): phosphatidylinositol-3-phosphate binding; phosphatidylinositol-3,5-bisphosphate binding; protein binding
Source: RefSeq, a predicted model, not a curated record
UGACGCAUUCAGCCCUCAGCUGUUUUUGUUUUUGUCUGCCUCCUGUUAACUCUAUAGAAGUUAGGGUUAAAACAGAAUACAAGCGCCGUGUUCUAAAAUAGAAGAAACAACAAAUACUUUUAGUUUCAGGAUUCAAGCCAUCAAUUUCCAAUUUGUAUAGCAUGUAUUACAUUGUAAUAACUAAUCUCAAGCGCAUACGUGUGUAGAGGAGCUGGGUUUCGGAGUGAUCGAUCCGAACACAGGCCACUGAACUAGGGCAGUGGAGCAGGACAGGAUCAUCACUGUGGACGAGAUGGAGGAACGGGAGACACCCGACGGUCCGGGAGGGCCUCAAGGCUUGAUCAGCGCCUCGUUCAACCAGGACACCACGUCUCUAUCAGUGGGCACUAAGUCAGGCUACAGACUCUUCUCUGUCACCUCAGUGGACAAGAUGGACUGCAUCCACGAAGGAGCGGAGUGUCCCGACGUGUACAUUGUGGAGCGGUUGUUCUCCAGCAGUCUGGUGGCGGUGGUCAGUCUCUCCAUGCCCCGACGUAUGAACGUCUACCACUUCAAAAGGGGAACAGAGAUCUGCAACUAUAGCUACUCUAACAACAUCCUCUCAGUCCGGCUCAACAGACAGAGGCUGGUGGUGUGUCUGGAGGAGUCAGUCUACAUCCACAACAUCAAAGACAUGAAGCUGCUGAAGACGCUGCUCAACACACCCUCCAACCCCUCAGGUCUCUGUGCCCUCUCUGUGAACCAUGGUAACUCCUAUCUGGCGUACCCUGGCAGUCAAACCAUCGGAGAGAUCAUGGUCUAUGACACCAACAACCUGAGCAAGGUGACGAUGAUCCCAGCCCAUGACAGUCCCCUGGCAGCCCUCACAUUCAACGCUUCAGGAACCAAACUCGCCAGUGCCUCCGAGAGGGGUACAGUGAUCAGAGUGUUCACCAUCCCAGAGGGACAGAGGCUGUUUGAGUUCCGUAGAGGGAUGAAGAGGUAUGUGAGUAUCAGCUCGUUGUCCUUUAGUUCAGACGCACAGUUCCUCUGUGCCUCCAGCAACACAGAGACGGUCCAUAUCUUCAAACUGGAACAGCACAGCCCCAGUCGAGAUGGCGAGUCUCCUACGUGGGGUGCCUACGUGGGGAAGAUGUUCACAGCAGCCAGCACCUACCUUCCCUCCCAGGUCUCUGACAUGAUGCACCAAGACCGGGCCUUUGCCACCGUACGACUCAACAUGUUCGGACUCAAGAACGUAUGCGCCUUGUCCACGGUUCAGAAGCUACCUCGGCUGCUGGUGGCAUCAUCAGAUGGACAUCUCUACAUCUAUAACAUUGACCCACAGGACGGAGGAGAGUGUGUUCUGGUCAGGAAACACAGGCUAUUUGAAGGAGGUGAGGCGCCACAGGAAGCACGACAGGAAGAGAAGGAGUCAGAGGAUGGAAGGUCCCUCCCACCGUCAACCAGCCCAUCAUACGCUGCCACUGUGUCCCUCCCCUCGACUGCACCCUCUUCUACCACUCUCACAGGCUACUCAGAGGAUGGAGGGGCUGAGAAAGGGGAUGUGAUCCCUGAACAUGAGUUUGCCGAGGGACCCGUCUGUUUGGAUGAUGAGAACGAGUUUCCUCCCGUCAGCAAACAGACCAACUGACCCACCACUUCCCUGGAACCAAUCAACUGGAGCCAUUCACGCAAGAAGGAAGUAUAUCAGUGUUAAGAGAACCCCCCCACCCCAUGUCCCCAACGAGCCCAUGUCCCCACCGAUCAAAUGGGAGAAACGUAGAUGCCACAGUGUUGAUUGGUUACUCUAAUGUGCCAUUCAGAAGUAGAGUGUGGCUAGAUAGUGGACCCGUCUCUGUACAUUGUCUUAUACCUGGAACUAAAGGUCAGUAUGAAUACAAUUUAAAUCCAUUCCCUUAACUAUCAGAAGGGAAGCAGGUCUGGGCUAUGAAUUUGUAGCCUUCCUCUAGUCUAAUAUUAACCAAUAUUUAACCUGGUUAAAAAGGGACUUUAAUAUUGAAUUGCAAUCAUAUAGAGCUAUUGAGAAGUGCUCUGAGCUUUUUACUUUUAUAACCUGUUUAGUAUCAUUUAGUGAUUUAUAACACUGACUGGAUAGUGGGGUCCGAGUCAUAUUCUGCUGCUUGAUGCAGAUUGGCUAGAACCCAGUGUAGGGUGGAAGAGGGCAGAGAGGGGCACAGACAGAGUGCGUCUUAUCAGUGGGCUAUAGCUGUGUCACGCCCCGAGAGAGAAGAGGGGGGAGGGAAAGAGAGGGGAUGGUGGAAUAGAGAAGGAGAGAGACGGCGUUCUAUCAUAGGUCUUGAGGUGAUGUUUUUGAACUUAUCUCUAGAAGAAAGGUGGGAAGAAUAAUAAAAUACUGAUAAUGUGAAAAAGUUGAUUAAUAGUAUUGUAGAUCCUUACAGGUCCUUUUAUUUCACUGAUAAAAUUAUUAACACCAUUGACUAAAUAAUGUUGAAUAUUGUAAAAUUUCAGACAUGACGUAGAUGUUUUUACUUUGUAAAAAAUAAUGUUGACUUGUACUAAAUAUUAUUUUGGAAUAUGAAAUUACAAUUAUUCAUCAAUGCAUUAGACCUACGGUAAUUAAGUGAAGGUCUUGGCGGAAAGUGGAUUUUUAUUGUUUGUGUAUAAUGUGUAUGUAUAUAUUAUAUGUGUGUGUGUGUAUAUAUACAGUUGAAGUCGGAAGUUUACAAACACUUAGGUUGGAGUCAUUAAAACU